Gorilla gorilla gorilla (western lowland gorilla) is the source of this 5100-nucleotide messenger RNA. It is a transcript of the gene PIGT, whose product is annotated as phosphatidylinositol glycan anchor biosynthesis class T. The transcript has 12 exons. The coding region runs from base 2947 to 4683 and encodes 578 amino acids. The record is from RefSeq and is a predicted model, not a curated record. Gene Ontology annotation, biological process: attachment of GPI anchor to protein. Lineage: Eukaryota; Metazoa; Chordata; Mammalia; Primates; Hominidae. Gene Ontology annotation, cellular component: GPI-anchor transamidase complex.
CCCACCACAUAUUUUUAGUGGAAAGACAUUUAUGAUAACUCUUGAAAGAAAGAGUAGAUUAUAAAACACCAUAUUCAAUAUGGUCACUUUUAAAAAAAUGAUAAUCUUCAGAUUGACCAUUUGAUUAUAGUGUUGCAUUAAAGUUAAACCGUGGUUUAUGGCAGCCCAGAGCCUAGCUGUCUGGUUUUUGAGGCCACACAGUGCCUUUGGAGGUGGGAGGAAGAUCUGGAGCCAACUCUAAGUCAAGGAGCCCAGCUUUCAGUCUCCAAGCCACAGCGUGGCUUCUGAUAUUUGCACGGACUUGUCAUAGGGUGGACAUCCUGACACACUUCGGAAAGGAGGGACCACAGCUCAGAAAAAGUUUCCUUAGAAGGCUUACACUGUAGCAACCCCAGGAGUGCACAGAACUUGACACUGAACAGCAUGGCAAAGUAGAGAAAAUACAGAACUGUGCUAUGAUGUCAUCUUGUUUGUUCAUUCAUUCACACAUUACUGAGCACCUACAUGUGAUAGUCACCUUGCUUAGGCAACAGAAAUACUAAGGUGACCAUGAGCUCUUCCAGGAGCAGACACAGACACAGGUAAUGGAAACAAUGUGAUGAGGGAUGUAGCAGAAGUACAUGAAGCCUGUAAACCACUAGAGGAGGAGAAGGUAAGUCUUCACUAGAGGUGGCUGGGUCCUGAAUGAUGGAGAUGGGCAAUUUCAAAAGGAAAACAGAGAAGUACGAAAUAGUCAUAAUGAUGGCAGCUACCUUUAAAAAAGUAUUAUUUUGAGGUUUGACAGUGUAGACUAUAGUCCUAGCUCCAUCACUCAUUGUAAUCUUUAUUAUCUUAGUUUCUGUACUUCUUAAUAAUAACACUCAAGCAACCCUAUCACUUAGGCACUAUUAUCUACAUUUACAUAUUAGUGCCUAGGUGACAGGGUUGAGUGUUACUAUUAAGCACUUGCUACAUUCCAUAUCCUACAUGUACAUAAUUUCUCAUCUUAACAACAACCUUGAAAGUAGGUUUCUUCAUUAUACAAAUGAAGAAAAGUGACACUUGGGUUGAUCAUGCUCAUAUGGAUUAAAGGCUGGCAUAGGGAUUUGGACUCCUGUCUUUCUGACAUCUAAGCCCAUGGCCUUCCUAAUAUUUCGUGUCUAAUGGGGCAGGAACACUGAAUGCAGGCAGAAUGAAGGCAUAAUGAGAUAAAGACAUCUUUCUGACAUUUCCUUUCUGGAAAUGUCUGGUUGGUUGGCGCAUAUCUUGGCAGACCUGCCUGACACCAAAUUGGCUCUUUCUAGAAGUGUGGUCAUGAGUUUCACCAAGAGACUGUUCAUGAAAUCCUUCAUGAAUGUGUUUCCCAUAGGGCAGGUGGAAAAACUAAAGCAUGACUUUAACUUUGGAACUCCUAAAAACUCAAUAAAAAAACAAGCCAGUAAACAAAGGGGUGAGGGUGCAGAAGACUUUAACAGACCUUUCACAAAAAAAUAAAAAAUUAAAAAAUAAAUGGCAAAUAAGCACAUGAACAGAUGCUUAACAUUUUUAGUUACCAGGGAAAUGCAAAUUAAAACCACAAUGAGCAACCACUACAUACAUACCCAAGUGGUCAAAACUAAAAAGUACAAAAAAUUAGAAACUUCAAAUGCUGACCAGGAUGUGGUACAAUGGAAACUCAUAGUUUAUGGAAACAUAAAAUGAUACAUUUUGGAGAAAGGUCUGACAGUUUCUUAUAAAAUUAAACAUACACCUGCUCUCUGACCCAGCAAUUCCACUCUUAAAUACCUGGCCAAAGGAUAUGAGAAAUACACGUCUACAAAGGAGCUUGCACAGACAGCAGCCUUGUUAAUAAUAACCAAAAACUUUAAAAGUGCCCAUCAAGAGUUGAAUGGAUAAAUUAAUAAUACUACGCAGUAAUAAAAAGAAUUGUGGAUACAUGCAAGAACAUGGAUGAUUCUCAAAAACAUUCUUCCCAUGAGAAAAAAAAAGCCUUACACAGUAUACAUACUAUAUGAUUUCAUUUAUAUUUAGUUCUGGAACAGAUUAAUCUAUUGUGGGAAAAAAUCAGGGUACUAACUGCCUCUGGAAGGUGAUAGAGGAGCAGGGAUUGACUAGGAAAGGGCAUUGCUAAUUUUCUGGGGUUUUAGGAAUGUUCUGUAUCAUGAUAGGAGUUCGGGUUACAUAGGUGUGUGCAUUUGUCAAAACUCAGUGAAUGUGUACUUUGGAUUUGUGCAUUUCACUGUAUGUGAAUUUUACAUGAAAAUGCAAUCAAAUACUGAACUCUAGCUAAUUAUAUGCAUGCUUAACUACUUAAAGGAAAGUGUACUAAUGUCUGCAAUUUACUUUGAAGUGCACCAAAACACAAGAUGGAAUGAUGGAUGUAUAGGCAAAUAUGUGGUAAAGUACAAGUAUAGUAUAAUGUAAAUAGUAGAAUCUAGGUGGUGGAAAAUAGGUUUAUUGUAACAGGUGCUCAUUCUUUCAAUUUUGUUUGAACAUUUUCGUAAUAAAAGAACCACUUAUUUGGGGGUUUUGCAGCAAAUGGAGACACUGGAAGCUAAGAGGGGCAGGAGGUUCCUCUUACUUUGGGAAAUGCAAAUUAAAACCACAAUGGUUUUCCCAAAAGUAAUUGACCUUUUUCAGUCAAUGUUUCCUCAACUAUCAAAUGGGUAAAAUGGCAGUGGCGGAGCUUCAUAUUAUUAAGCAUUUCCUGGUGGGUGGAAACGCCAUGAACUAGGUGCGGCCUCAAGCUGGUUACUCGCCCUGCCUACUCCAUCUCGUGUCCUCCCAGUAGCCCCUUAGACCCACCAGCUCUGAGGGAAUCUUCGCGACCUGCGCAGGCGGUGGCUCUGAUAACCGCAUCCCGGUUUCCGGGACGACAGCGGAAGUCACUUCUCACACGCCUUUCUUAUUGGAUACCGGCUUUUCAUGGGGCCGAGCGCCGCUGGGUAGGCGGAAGUAGCCGCAGGCAUGGCGGCGGCUAUGCCGCUUGCUUUGCUGGUCUUGUUGCUCCUGGGGCCCGGCGGCUGGUGCCUUGCAGAACCCCCACGCGACAGCCUGCGGGAGGAACUUGUCAUCACCCCGCUGCCUUCCGGGGACGUAGCCGCCACAUUCCAGUUCCGCACGCGCUGGGAUUCGGAGCUUCAGCGGAAAGGAGUGUCCCAUUACAGGCUGUUUCCCAAAGCCCUGGGGCAGCUGAUCUCCAAGUAUUCUCUACGGGAGCUGCACCUGUCAUUCACACAAGGCUUUUGGAGGACCCGAUACUGGGGGCCACCCUUCCUGCAGGCCCCAUCAGGUGCAGAGCUGUGGGUCUGGUUCCAAGACACUGUCACUGAUGUGGAUAAAUCUUGGAAGGAGCUCAGUAAUGUCCUCUCAGGGAUCUUCUGCGCCUCUCUCAACUUCAUCGACUCCACCAACACAGUCACUCCCACUGCCUCCUUCAAACCCCUGGGUCUGGCCAAUGACACUGACCACUACUUUCUGCGCUAUGCUGUGCUGCCGCGGGAGGUGGUCUGCACCGAAAACCUCACCCCCUGGAAGAAGCUCUUGCCCUGUAGUUCCAAGGCAGGCCUCUCUGUGCUGCUGAAGGCAGAUCGCUUGUUCCACACCAGCUACCACUCCCAGGCAGUGCAUAUCCGCCCUGUUUGCAGAAAUGCACGCUGUACUAGCAUCUCCUGGGAGCUGAGGCAGACCCUGUCAGUUGUAUUUGAUGCCUUCAUCACGGGGCAGGGAAAGAAAGACUGGUCCCUCUUCCGGAUGUUCUCCCGAACCCUCACGGAGCCCUGUCCCCUGGCUUCAGAGAGCCGAGUCUAUGUGGACAUCACCACCUACAACCAGGACAACGAGACAUUAGAGGUGCACCCACCCCCGACCACUACAUAUCAGGACGUCAUCCUAGGCGCUCGGAAGACCUAUGCCAUCUAUGACUUGCUUGACACCGCCAUGAUCAACAACUCUCGAAACCUCAACAUCCAGCUCAAGUGGAAGAGACCCCCAGAGAAUGAGGCCCCCCCAGUGCCCUUCCUGCAUGCCCAGCGGUACGUGAGCGGCUAUGGGCUGCAGAAGGGGGAGCUGAGCACACUGCUGUACAACACCCACCCAUACCGGGCCUUCCCGGUGCUGCUGCUGGACACCGUACCCUGGUAUCUGCGGCUGUAUGUGCACACCCUCACCAUCACCUCCAAGGGCAAGGAGAACAAACCAAGUUACAUCCACUACCAGCCUGCCCAGGACCGGCUGCAACCCCACCUCCUGGAGAUGCUGAUUCAGCUGCCGGCCAACUCAGUCACCAAAGUUUCCAUCCAGUUUGAGCGGGCGCUGCUGAAGUGGACCGAGUACACGCCAGAUCCUAACCAUGGCUUCUAUGUCAGCCCAUCUGUCCUCAGCGCCCUUGUGCCCAGCAUGGUAGCAGCCAAGCCAGUGGACUGGGAAGAGAGUCCCCUCUUCAACAGCCUGUUCCCAGUCUCUGAUGGCUCUAACUACUUUGUGCGGCUCUACACGGAGCCGCUGCUGGUGAACUUGCCGACACCGGACUUCAGCAUGCCCUACAACGUGAUCUGCCUCACGUGCACUGUGGUGGCCGUGUGCUACGGCUCCUUCUACAAUCUCCUCACCCGAACCUUCCACAUCGAGGAGCCCCGCACAGGUGGCCUGGCCAAGCGGCUGGCCAACCUUAUCCGGCGCGCCCGAGGUGUCCCCCCACUCUGAUUCUUGCCCUUUCCAGCAGCUGCAGCUGCCGUUUCUCUCUGGGGAGGGGAGCCCAAGGGCUGUUUCUGCCACUUGCUCUCCUCAGAGUUGGCUUUUGAACCAAAGUGCCCUGGACCAGGUCAGGGCCUACAGCUGUGCUGUCCAGUACAGGAGCCACGAGCCAAAUGUGGCAUUUGAAUUUGAAUUAACUUAGAAAUUCAUUUCCUCACCUGUGGUGGCCACCUCUAUAUUGAGGUGCUCAAUAAGCAAAAGUGGUCAGUGGCUGCUGUAUUGGACAGCACAGAAAAAGAUUUCCAUCACCACAGAAAGGUCGGUUGGCAGCACUGGCCAAGGUGAUGGGGUGUGCUGCACAGUGUAUGUCACUGUGUAGUGGAUGGAGUUUACUGUUUGUGGAAUAAAAAUGGCUGUUUCCUUGGU